Linum trigynum is the source of this 2861-nucleotide messenger RNA. The record is from the annotation of a GenBank genome assembly. Lineage: Eukaryota; Viridiplantae; Streptophyta; Magnoliopsida; Malpighiales; Linaceae.
GAUAUAAAACGUCGGUCAUGGAAGGCCUAAUGGUUUACUUUUCUCAUCAGCUACUCUCUUCUCUAGUUAACAUCAUCUCUCAAAACAAACAUUUCCCCAUCUCUCUCUCUCUCUCUCUCUCUCUCUCUCUCUCAAGAACAUUUGAUCAGGAUCUGAAUAUGACAAAAGUAUACCCAAACUCGGCUUCUUCACCCACAGCAACCGCCAGGUUCAGUAACCAGUCUUCAUCAUCGCGGUGGUCUCGCAACCAGCUCCCUAGAUUGUCAAAUGAUCAUCGCUCGGCCGCCGCCGACGACUCGUCAUCGUCGGAGCAGGUCGUGCUGACGGUAUGGAAGAAAUCCUUGCUCUUCAACUGCAACGGCUUUACUGUAUUCGACGCCAGAGGGAACCUGGUUUUCAGGGUCGACAAUUACAUGGCCGCAUCGGGCAACAACGGCGAGAUCUUCCUCAUGGAUGCCGCCGGCAAGCCCCUCCUCACCAGCCGCCGCAAGAGGAUGAGCCUGACAGAGAGCUGGUUGGUGUUCGAGGGCGAAACGACGACGAAUCCCAAAUUUUGUGUGCGGAAAAAGGCGAUGAGCGUGCUCAAUCCGAAAUGUUUGGCGCAAGUGAGCCACUGUGGUGGUAACAACAACUUAGUGUAUGAGAUAGAAGGAUCUUAUGCGCAAAGACGAUGUACAAUGUAUGAUUCGAAGAGGCGGAUUGUGGCGGAGAUCCGGCAGAAGGAGGCGGCGUGCGGCGGCGGUGUUGCUUUUGGGUUUGAUGUUUUCCGCCUCAUAGUUCGGCCCGACAUGAUGGACACCUCGUUAGCUAUGGCGCUUGUGAUCCUUCUGGACCAGAUGUUUGGAUCUUCCAGGCGUUCUUCUCUUUCUUCACCUACUUAAUUACUUGUGAGGCUACUUUAUAUAGCUACUCAGAUACCCAAAAAAAAAAAAAAAAAAAAGAGUUAUCAACCAAACGUAGCAGCACACAGUAAGUAAAUUUAAAUUUUCGACACUAGCUAGUAUGUAAUUAGUUUCGUAUUAUCAUAGUGAUUGGCUUCUUCUUUCCUCCAUAUAUAGAGUUUAUACUUUAUUCAAUGGAUCUUCAUGCGUGUCCAAUGUCCAUCCACUUUAGCGAAGCGGUGUUAGCAAAUGGAAUAUUAAUCAACGAUCAUAUGAAGGGGGAAAAAGUCCCAUAUAUCAUACCACCUCAUAGGGAAUCCGAUACUCUAUUUAGUUUUUUUAUACAUAUAAAGUUAGUGGAUGCUCCAGCGUAUAUCACAUAUGUUGGAUGUACUUUGAUGUAAUUCGAUGAAUCAUUAACCACCGGUUAAUAUGAUGAGAGUGUCAUGUCCCAUUUGACUCAUAUCCAAUCUUGUGUUGAUGCGAGCCCAAUGACGGCUCCAACGGGGCCAAGAUGAAGACAAGGAGGAAAGGAACUGGCGGCUCUAGCAGUUGUAGCGAUCGGGUUUUUAUCGUGGAAGAAUUCGCGACCAGUGGAAACAGGGGGAAGGGCAGGUAUUCCGUCCAGGGAAUUUCCCCGGCCUGAGACCCAAAAUAUCUAACCGGGUAUUUAGAUCGGGUUUCGGGUCUGACCGACGAGAUUUUUGUGUGUUUAAGUUAUUUUUGUAUUUUUAAUUGUCCAGACCUAUAUAAAGGUUGAAACUCGGGUUUUAGGGUUAGUUUUUAGCAGAAUAUUGAUUUUUACCUUGGUUUUGAGCUUGAGGAUUUUGACGAAUUGAAUAGAAACCCUUUGGUUUUGUGCAAGUUUGCGAACUUGUGUGAGUUUGGUGGAUUCCAACCUCGUGAGCUCUUGUAUCGAUUGAAUAGUCUUUUCAAUCGUGGCCGGACAUCUAUCCUUAUACGAAUCGAGCCUUUCCCCAGGUGUGGAAUAGCAUGUUUGGUUCCGUUCUGUCUCAAACACCCAAGAACAAUAUAUUUUUAGUUUGUUUUAUUCGUUCAAUCAAGGUUCUUCUUUGAUUGAUUGAUGCUGCGUACUUUGGUCAAAACAAGCACCCCCUGUGCUCGUAUUAUGUGCAAUACUUUGUGAUUUUGGUUUUAAAAUCUAAUGUCACGAGAUCCAUCUUAAAUAACAUUUAGGGGUGGGAAAACGAUUGCGGUUUUGCGGUUAAACAGAAAUCACACCGAAUAAGAGCGGUUUAUAGUUAACCGCAAACCGUUUAAAAGGGCCUUUAUUUGGUAACAGUUAGUGGAAUUGGCUCUUCUACGGUUUGUGAACUAACCACACACCGCACCGGAUAAGUAACCCCCACCCAAUAACUUAUCGUGCAUGACCAGCCCAGGCCUAACCCAUCCAACAACCAAAAAUUCAAUCCCUCUCCAGCCCAAAGCCCCAAUUUAUCCACAAACUUCCAAGUUCCCAAAUUGGCCUAGGGUUCCAUUCCUUCCUUUCUAGUCUCGACCUUUCCUUUGUUGCUCGCAGGUCACAGCGCUUCUGGACGCCUAAACCUUUGUGGCUUUGUCGACUAUCGUCGGCGAAGAGGAAAACAUCGGCCAGCGUGCAACGAGCACCAAGCAGCGGAGCACGAGCAUGCGUCCAGCUCCACCGGUGGCGUGCACGAGUAGAGGAGCAGGCGUUCCUGUCCGUCACCGUCGAGAAGUAGAGCAAAGCAUAAGCGACAGAGGAGGAGGAGGAGUUCGUCGUUUGCACCGUUUAACUCUUAAUCGCAUUGUGUGGUUUGAAGUGCAAUUAACCGCAAUUAACUACUAACUGUAAUUUGCGGUUAGUGGUUCACGCAAACCGUUUGCAUUGCGGUAACGGUGGGUGGUUUUUCCUUUGUGCAAUUGCUAUUAACUGCGCUUAUUCGAUGCAGUUAACCGCAACGACACAGUUUCUCCCCCUAAUAACAUUAAUUUUCAUAA